UAGCUAUAAACACUUAUCUCUUCUUUCACAUGUAUGUGUGAGUGUAGUGUGUGUACAUGAGCCGGUGACCCUUUGAUGUCGCCGGUCGGAAAAUGUCACCAGCGGGUAUAUUUGGCAGUGAUGGUGAGUCUUAUCCGGUGGCGCUGGCAUCCCAUGACGACCUCGUUAAAGACUCUUCUCUCUUCUGGGAAACCCUCCAGAGCUUUCACCGCUUCAUGGGCACCCCACUUAUAUCACAGGGUUCCAGUGAUAGGAGGAAAGGAGCUGAAUUUGCAUGUCCUGUACACAGAGGUCACCAAGAGGGGUGGUUUUGACAAGGUUGUAAGAUUAAAAAAAUGGAGGGAAGUUAGUGAAAUUUUCGGAUUCUCCACAACGACAACAAGUGCUUCCUAUGCAUUAAGGAAACGUUACAUGAAAUUCUUGUAUCACUAUGAAAUCGUUUACUUUUUGUCAUCGAAAUCAUCCACACACUCAGACUCAGGUGGUUUUAUAACUCUGGAAGCUACGGGGAUAAUUGAUAACAAGUUUGAAUACGGUUAUUUAGUGAGAAUGAAGUUGGAUUCAGAGAUCCUCCAUGGAGUACUUUAUCAUCCACAACACAAGAAUGUCAUCAUUCCAAACAUGGACUUGACUACUUCAAGGAAAAGAAGAAAUCGGAGAAAAAGUGGAGACCCGACCCGACCCAAAACUAAUAGAAGCGGUUACAAUUUCUUCUUUGCAGAAAAGCAUGCCGAGUUGAAGUCAAAAUAUCCCGACAGGGAAAGAGAGUUCACAAAGAUGAUUGGCGACUCUUGGAACAACCUUUCGCCAGAAGAUAAAAGCGUUUAUCAGAAGCAAGGAUUGGAGGAUAAGGAGAGGUAUCAAAGGGAAAUGGCUGAAUACAAAGAAAGAGCUAAACACUUGAAUGUUGAAUAUGACUUGAGGUUGAUGGAGUAA
Messenger RNA from Lactuca virosa, 936 nucleotides. The record is from the annotation of a GenBank genome assembly. NCBI's taxonomy places the organism in Eukaryota, Viridiplantae, Streptophyta, Magnoliopsida, Asterales, Asteraceae.